GGUGUGAAAAUGUAUGAUACCCAAUCACAACAACGAAUUACUUAUAUAAAACGGCCUCAAAAUAGCCAACGAGCUGAUUUAUAUCGUUGCAACCUUUGCUGGCGUACCGAUACUCAGUUGUUAAUAGGCUGGGCCAAUUACAUUCAAAUAGCUACUGUUAAAGAACAAAAUAUAUCAGGCCAUCCGCCACUCUUUGCUGAAGUUAACAUGAUAUUAAAUACAAAUGAUUAUAUUGUGUGUGGUCUCGCUCCAUUUGGUAAUAUGACAUUAAUAUUAGCUUACCUUAUUGACAUCGUAACAAAUGAGGAUUUAGAUGACUCAGAACAACGUAAACGCCAUCAAGCUAAAUGUCCUGAACUUCGAAUUUUGAAUCAAUCUAAUGAUGAGAUUUCAAUUGAUGCAUUACCACUUCAUGGAUAUGCUCAUUAUCAAGCCAAUGAUUACGUGCUUGAUUAUUUUCCGUCGGAAGAAGACAUGUUUUAUGUUGUUAGUCCAAAAGAUCUUGUAUUGGCGAAGCCACGCGAUUCAGAUGAUCACGUUGGUUGGCUUUUGGAUCGUUUUAGAUAUGAAGAAGCUCUGGCAUCGCUUCAGGAGGCUCUAGCUUGGGGUGGCAGUAAGGUCUAUGACUUAGAUAAAAUUGGAGAGAAAUACUUAAUAUAUCUAAUUAAACAAGAGGAUUAUACAAAAGCUGCUGAAAAUUGUAAAAAAAUUCUUAAAAAAAAUAAAGAAUUAUGGGAAAAAUGGAUUUUUACGUUUUCUGAAUUGAAGCAUUUAAAGGAAAUCGCAACACAUAUACCAUUUCAAGAUCCACAACUCAGUAAUACUGUAUAUGAAAUUGUGUUGGCAUACUUUUUGAAUUAUGACCAUCAGACCUUGUAUGAAACCAUAAGGAGUUGGCCACCGUCAAUUUAUAAUAUUCAAAGUGUUAUUGAGCCUAUUGAAGAUGUUUUGGAAAAAGAACCUGAAAAUAAAACUUUAAUGGAAUGCUUGGCUGAACU
This is a messenger RNA of Racocetra persica, 998 nucleotides long. The record is from the annotation of a GenBank genome assembly. NCBI's taxonomy places the organism in Eukaryota, Fungi, Glomeromycota, Glomeromycetes, Diversisporales, Gigasporaceae.